Molecule: messenger RNA, 1787 nt
Organism: Physella acuta
Lineage: Eukaryota; Metazoa; Mollusca; Gastropoda; Physidae
Product: homocysteine-responsive endoplasmic reticulum-resident ubiquitin-like domain member 2 protein
Biological process (GO): endoplasmic reticulum unfolded protein response
Molecular function (GO): protein binding
Source: RefSeq, a predicted model, not a curated record
AGCCGAACUGACCCUGAAUCGGGCAACGUGUUAUUGAAAAGAAUGGACCAAUCAUUUUUCGCCUAGUUGACACAUGACGUCAACUUGUUUUUAUUUUGUUUUCUAACACAAAAUGGAAGUAACACUAAAGAGGUGGGAAAGCAGUAAAAUUUGAUUGAAUUAAUAAGAGCUUAUUUCACAAGUAAUUACAUCAAACUACUUUGCAAUUCAAAAAACUUUUCAUUUUAAACUUAAGUUUGAACUUAAGUUUACUUUUGAAUACUGGAUAGAUUAAAUUUACAGUUAAGAGAAAGAGAGAAGUUUUAUUAUAGAAUGGAAUUGUCAGGAGAUAUGCCUGUGACACUCAUUAUUAAAGCACCUAAUCAGAGAAUGGAAGAUCAAACUGUAGACUGUAUGUUGGGAUGGACUAUCAAAAAGCUUAAACAACAUUUAGAAUCUGUUUAUCCUAGCAAGCCUAAACACAAUGAACAGCGUCUAAUUUAUUCAGGGCGUUUACUUCAAGACCACCUAACCUUGAAAGAAAUUUUACGCCAGUAUGAUGGUUCAGAACUGACGAAAAAUAAGCACACAGUGCAUUUAGUGUGUUCAGUGCACGCUGAUUAUGCUGGGGCAAACAUACCAGUAACUAAAAGUAUACCAGACUGCAUACCAGCAUCAUCUACUGAAAUAAGGAAUCGGCACAGUACAGAUAUAUCCAGAGCUGUACAAGAUGAGCGAUUAAGUAUGGCCCAACAAAACACUACUACUGCAGCACCUGCAGCUCAGGCAGAUUAUGUGUAUACUCCAGAACAAUAUGCAUGGAUGCUGCAGCAACAAAUGUAUUCCCAGUAUAUGAUGCAGUAUAUGCAGUACUAUCAGAAUCUUUACUAUUCUGGGGUGGCACAGAACCCAUUCAUGCCCAAUAUCAGCUUAACACAGCAACCAAUAAGUCAAGCUUCUCCACUUGCCCAGCAACCACAGGCUGUAAAUAAUGGAGUGGCACCAGGUGCAAGACCUAAUGUUAGAAUGAAUGCUCAAGGAGGGAUGGAGGAAGAAGAAGAUGAAGGGGAGCCAAGGGAUUGGUUACAUCACACAUAUUUCUUUAUGAGAUUCCUGACAUUCAUGGGAAUCCUGUUCUUCUACUCCAACUUGACAAGAUUUCUGAUUGUCUUCUGUGGUUCACUGGCUAUUUAUGUGCUUCAAAAAUUAAGAAAGUAUACUCAGAGAGUACAGAGAGAACAAGAGCAGCAGCAGAAUGUGCCCCCUUCACCAGUUCAACAGCAAGCAAAUGAACAACCAGGAACUAAUCAAGAAGGAGAAACACCCACACCAGAAGGCAGUGUAACAGAGGGGGAGGCCAAUCAAGGCAUAGAACAGCAUCAUGAUGGUAACAGGUUUACUCGAGCUUGCAUCUUCUUGAUGAAUACAGUUCAAACAUUUUUCACUUCUUUGUUGCCUACACCCCCUGAAUUGUUGGAACCCAACUAGAUUUUCAUGUUGCUGUUGUCUAUUUAACAGCAGUAUGUACUUAUUUAAAAAAAAUACCUAGCAAAUCCAUAUUUUACUUGCACAGCAAUUUUAAGUAUUGAGUAUUUAUGAAGUGAUUUUCAUUCAUGCAAAAUCACUUUGUAAAAGAUUUUGUACAAGUAAGUGCUAAUUGUAUUUAAUGCAUAAUCUAGAACUGGCUUUGAAAGAUCCCAGUUUCAGUGUACAGUAGUCAAUACAAAUUGAUAUAAUUCUUGCAUAGGAAUUUGAGUAAUGCUUUUUGAAAUCAUCACAUUCAAUAAAUAUUGCUGACCUGCCCAUUC